Messenger RNA from Sitodiplosis mosellana (orange wheat blossom midge), 3627 nucleotides. Its product is annotated as retinal homeobox protein Rx. The record is from RefSeq and is a predicted model, not a curated record. Gene Ontology annotation, biological process: positive regulation of transcription by RNA polymerase II. Gene Ontology annotation, molecular function: DNA-binding transcription factor activity, RNA polymerase II-specific; RNA polymerase II cis-regulatory region sequence-specific DNA binding. Bases 338 to 2416 code for a protein of 692 amino acids. NCBI's taxonomy places the organism in Eukaryota, Metazoa, Arthropoda, Insecta, Diptera, Cecidomyiidae. The transcript has 7 exons.
GUUUUAUGAAAUGAUUUAUCCAAGUGUUCUAUUGUGAGUUAUUCUAGUGCAACUUUCAACCGAAAUUAAUGACAGUCAAAAAAUGAGAAAUAUUAAUGAGUGAUGACUGAGUUAUCAUAGUUAUGUGCAAAGAAAUUAACAAUUUAAGUGAUUUUAAUGAUUGAUAUCCGAUCGAAAAGCAAUUUUGAUAAAAUCGAAAUUUAUUUUUGGAUGCAAUAUUUUUGAAACUACAUUGAGAACGAUCCGUUUUCCAAUAAGUAAUCUAUUGAGAGAGAAAAAUAAAGAGGAACAACAAUCAAGUGCGAUACUUUUAAAUCGAUUUUGUGUAUUCUAUAAAAUGGACAUUAAAUCUAUGCCCGCAUCGGAACAGCUUCAAGAACGUGAACGUCAAACACUAAACAUUCUAGAGAAACUGAUCAAGCAUAACAGUGAAUACGGUGCUGAUUCGGAUAGUGCCGGCGAACAUCAACAUUUGGAAAAAAGUAUACGUGAUGUCAAAAACUUUCAAAGAAUAAUGGAAAAAUUCAAAAUUGACAGCGGCGUUGAAAACCUAAUACAAGACAAUUAUAAAGAUGAUGAAAUCUGCCUCGGUGACACCUCACGCAAAUUCGGAACAAUUACGCCAAGGCACACAAUUGAUGCCAUUCUAGGGUUGAAAAACUGUGAAAAACUAUUGGAUGGUGGAAAGAAUCACGUAAAUGACUUGCGUUCGGAUGCAUUAAAGCGCAUUAGAGCGUCUGACAAUCAACUAAUCACAAAAGAGCAUUUCAUUCGAUUCGAAGCCGAUAAAUGUCAAUCAGGCAGUGCGUAUGAUCAAUCGACAACGGGCCCAGUGAAUGCCGACUACGAUUAUAGCCAAAACGUCGCAGCAUUGAAAGAGCACAAAUCGUAUUUUAUGGAGAAAUCGUAUUACAAUUCGGAUCAACGGAAUCGUCCUUGUAUUGAUUCGUAUAGCGGCGGCGGCGGCGAUGGUGGUGGAGGUGGUGUUGAUGGCAACAACGGUAACAUUGGAACAAACGUGAAUACGACUGCGAAUGACAAAAACAAUCACUCGCAUGAGAACGACUUUGAUGAAUCAGUAUCGAUGAACGGUGAUAAUUAUUUAGUAUCUAGCAGUGGCAACACUGACAACAAUAGACUAAAUUCGAUUCAUAGAAAUACGAAGCGAAAGCAUGCCAAGGACGAUGCAGGUGCCGAUAGCGAUAACAACAGUGUGUUCCAUAAAAUGUAUAAGAAUAACUGUGGCGAUAUUAUGCAAAAUAAAUUCGAAUAUUUAAGUAAUUUCGAUGGGAUUCGGCCGAGGAAUAUUGAUGAAAUGCAGAAUGACGACCAUCGAAUUUCGGAUGGUGAUUAUCGGAAUAUUAGUAGCGAAUUGAAUGCCAAUCGAUGCGGCGCCGGCGGAGGAGGCAGCGACGAUGGUGCCACGAACAUUAAUGUGAACUAUGCAUCCAGCGAUGAUUUGAAUCAAACAAAUACGAGUGAACACGACGACAAAAAUCUCUCAGGCAGUGAAGAUGAAAGCGGUGCACCAGAUGAUGCGUGCAACAAGAAAAAGCAUCGACGCAACCGUACUACAUUCACAACAUACCAAUUGCACGAGUUGGAACGAGCUUUCGAAAAGUCCCAUUACCCUGACGUCUAUUCACGCGAGGAACUAGCGAUGAAAGUCAACUUGCCCGAAGUUAGAGUCCAGGUCUGGUUCCAGAACAGGCGCGCUAAGUGGCGGCGGCAAGAGAAAUCCGAAAGUUUACGUCUGGGUCUGUCACAUUUUUCUCAAUUGCCUCAUCGUAUGGGCUGCAAUGGCGGCCUGCCAAUGGAUACUUGGCUGUCGCCACCUCUUCUCUCGGCAUUACCCGGUUUUUUGUCCCAUCCUCAAACCGUUUAUCCGAGUUAUUUGACACCACCGCUAAGUUUAACGCCAGCAAAUAUUGCGAUGUCAGGCCUUGGUUUAGCUCAUCCACAAAAUAUGCGUUUAUCGUCGCCUCAGCAUCCAAACGGUCCGUCUGCAUUAUCAUCACAAAUGUUGGCAACACAUCGGCAUACACCUCCAAAUCAAAUUCCAUUGCCGCCAGCCGUUUUGGCAACACAAUCACAGUCCCUACCUCCGAUCGCACCAAUCUCAUCGCCUCAAAAUCUGAGCACCAAUUCUCAGGCAAUUAGCGCACGAUCGAACAAUUCUCGGAUUAUAUCACCAAAUUCAUCAUCGUCACCGGAAAAUUUAUCCAAUUCAAAUGACAAAUUGAUGCCAACACAAUUGAAUCAGUAUGAUGACAGCAGUGAUACACUUAACGAUCUCGGUGGAAAUAGCAAAGAUAUCGGCCUUAACACCGACAUGCGAACCAAUUCCAUAGCAACACUCCGCAUCAAAGCUAAAGAACAUUUGGAAAGUAUAAAUAAAGGUUUAGCUAUGGCCUAAUAAUUACUAUGAGCCACAGAUAUAUAUUUGUCCAUGAUAUUCUUCAAAUUUUUUGUCAGACUUUGUUUUACUCGAUAACUGAUGAUGCGUUUAUAUUCAAGAUUUUGGAUUUUGGUUUAAUGGGACAUUCAUGAGAGGCGAACUAGAGUCAAUUUUACUAUUUCUAUUUUGUUUUUCAUUUUAUUCGAUAAUUUUCGAUUCAAGUGCAAACUUGUAUAAUAAUUUAAAACGAAAAUGCGUUUAGCAUUGUGAUUCGCAUUGGAUUACAGUGAUGACUACGACCUAUGCAAUUACUAAAUGCUAACAGAAUUUUUUUCAUGUCUAUACCAGGUGAUUCAUAAUUCCAUGCCAUUUUCUAUACCACUGAAUCAGUGGCACUGAUUCCUUGGCUCAUAGAAAGUAGACAAGUGUGUAGGCAUCUUUUUCGCAGGAUUCAUUUUGGUAAGGAAUCUGCGGUUUAGAGAAUGGCAUGGAAUUAUGAACCACCCUUCAUAAGUUCAAAUAAUUUAAAUAAUGUACGUAUAAUGAUUCUCAUAACCUACGUAAAUGAUAGAAAACCAUUUUUGAGGAAAUGAUAAAUAAACCAUUGAACAUUAUCAACAAUAGUAUAAUAAUCAAGGCACGGCAGCAUGGUUCAUGUUUGUAAACCAAUCCGCCUAUCUUUUAGCAUUGCCUCUGUACUUAGUAUAUAGUCCAUACGAAAUAUACAGAGGCAAUGCUUAAAGAUAGGCAAAUUUGUUUACAAACAAGAAAAAAUAAACAAAACAAAAAUCUCCAUGAGUAAUGUAUUGGCAAUGUAAGACUAAAUGGUGAUCGCAAAAACGGACUGUAUUCGGAAAUAGGCGAAAAGAAAGAAUGCAAAUAAUAUGUUACCGCAUGAGUUGUGAAUGCGACAGAAAGAGAACACGGUAGUGUUUAAUCCAUUAACUGCCAGCCAUAUUUGAAGAUUUUUUUCGGACAGGGUUUUCAAGUUAAACAUUUUAUUAAAUUAAAUGUAAAUAGGCAUAUAAUGAAAGCUACAAACUUAAAAAAAAAAAACUUAUUCUUGUCAAACCAAUACCAGAAUAUGUUUUCAUGAAAAGGUAUGAGCUUAAUUCGAAAAAUUGACUGGUUGGAUUUCCGACCAGUGGCAAUUAUUGGGUUAAACGCGUCAGCAACUGAUUUCAGUUACUGGGCUCAGUUAGCACUGCUGAUGUCAGCUCAUAAUACGU